CUCUCUAGGCCGCGGAAUCCGAUAACCACCGGACUCCGCCAUGGAAGAUGAAUAAAAUAAUCUCCAAUUCAACCUCAAAGUUCCGCCAUUUCCGGCGCCACUCCACCACCGCCGCCGCCACAGACGAACCUUCAAACCACUACAUCUUAUGGCAAUACCAAAUCCUCGACCCAGACAGCGACAUCGUCGCCUACUGGAACCAAAUCUUCCUCGUCACCUCCCUCAUUGCUCUCUUCAUCGACCCUCUCUACUUCUACCUCCCCUCCGUCAGCGGCCCCGCCUGCCUCUCCACCGACACCAGCUUGAGCAUCGCCGUCACGCUCUUUCGCUCCAUCACAGAUCUCUUCUACCUCCUCCACAUGAUCAUGAAGUUCAGGACCGCUUUUGUCGCCCCUAGUUCCAGGGUUUUCGGCCGCGGCGAGCUCGUCAUGGACGCUCGAGAGAUCGCCGUUCGGUACUUGAAGUCCGAUUUCAUCAUUGAUCUUGCCGCCACGCUCCCUAUACCACAGAUUAUCAUCUGGAUAGUAAUUCCAGGAACAAGAAACUCCCGAGCUGAUCAUGCCAACAACACUCUCGCUCUUUUUGUUCUUAUACAAUAUAUUCCGAGACUAUUUCUCAUCUUCCCUUUGAAUCAGCGUAUUAUUAAAACGACAGGGGUUGUUGCCAGGACUGCUUGGGCAGGAGCUGCAUACAAUCUUCUUCUUUACAUGCUAGCCAGUCAUGUAUUGGGAGCUGUAUGGUAUCUAUCAUCUAUAGGGAGGCAGUUCUCCUGCUGGAAUGCCGAGUGUGCCAAGGAGUCACGAAUUCUGAGUUGUCUCCCUAGUUAUUUAGAUUGUAAUAGUUUGCAACAAUCUGAACGACAAUACUGGCUGAACAUCACUCAUGUUCUUUCUAAUUGUGAUCCAAAGAACGAAGACAUCAAUUUUAAGUUUGGAAUGUUUGCAGCUGCUUUUACUAAUGACGUUGCUUCCUCACGUUUUAUUGAGAAGUACUUAUAUUGUCUUUGGUGGGGUUUGAGAAAUCUAAGUUCAUAUGGACAGACUUUGGAGACAACCACAUAUCUUGGCGAGACAAUAUUUUGCAUUGUUUUAUGCAUCUUUGGUUUAGUUCUGUUCGCAUUUUUUAUUGGCAACAUGCAGACUUAUUUGCAAUCGAUGACAGUACGACUUGAAGAAUGGAGGAUUAAGAAAAAAGAUACAGAGGAGUGGAUGAGGCAUCGCCAGUUACCUCCAGUUCUGCAAGAACGUGUUCUUCGGUUUGUUGAAUACAAAUGGUUUGCCACAAGAGGAGUUAAUGAAGAAUCCAUAUUGCGUUCAUUACCCUUGGACCUUCGUCGUGAAAUUCAACGGCAUUUAUGUCUUGCACUCGUUCGUCGUGUCCUAUUCUUCUCACAAAUGGAUGACCAGCUUCUUGAUGCCAUAUGUGAACGCCUUGUGUCAUCACUGAACACCCAAGGCACCUACAUUGUUCGAGAGGGUGAUCCAGUAAAUGAGAUGCUGUUUAUCAUUAGGGGACAAUUGGAGAGCUCCACAACUGAUGGAGGAAGGUCCGGGUUCUUCAACUCUAUCACCCUUAGACCUGGUGACUUCUGUGGUGAGGAAUUAUUGACAUGGGCAUUAAUGCCAACCUCUAGUCUAAACCUGCCUUCUUCAACUCGGACUGUUAGAGCCCUUACUGAAGUCGAAGCUUUUGCACUUCAAGCCGAGGACCUUAAGUUUGUUGCAAGUCAGUUCAAGCGCCUUCACAGCAAGAGAAUUCAGCAUGCAUUCAGGUACUACUCCCACCAAUGGAGGACAUGGGGUGCUUGCUUAAUACAAGCAGCUUGGAGAAGAUAUUGGAAGAAAAAGGAGGCAAAGGAAUUGGCUAGACAGGAGAGCUUCUACUAUAUGUCAAUUUAUGACCAAGAUGAUAACUACAAUGAUGAGCUAGCAGAUGGGAAUUAUGAGGAUGAGAGUGGACAGAGACCAUCAGGGGACAAUGCAAGUAAUGCUCAACAUCUUGGGGUCACACUCCUGGCCUCAAAGUUUGCUGCAAAUACAAGAAGAGGGGCUAACAAGAAAGUUCUGGGGGGUGAUCCUGCUUCUACUAGCUUAAAGAUGCCCCAAUUAUUUAAGCCUGUUGAACCUGAUUUCUCUGUAGAUCGAGAGGAUGUUUAGUUAGUACAAGAACCAAUUAAAAAUAUUGGACACAUGAACUAAUGACAGAAUAGUUAGGAAUUUUUAUGAAAUUUGUGUGAAUCAUAGCUGUAGACUGGAGUGAAUCACAUUCUCAAAUUUCUUCUGUGUCACAAAUGCACUUGCACAUAUUGAACACCCACUUUCAAUUUUCUCUUUACAAGCAUGAUAGCUGGGGGAAGAAGCAUUU
Quercus lobata is the source of this 2364-nucleotide messenger RNA. RefSeq names its product cyclic nucleotide-gated ion channel 18-like. The record is from RefSeq and is a predicted model, not a curated record. Gene Ontology annotation, biological process: monoatomic ion transport; transmembrane transport. Gene Ontology annotation, cellular component: membrane. The coding region runs from base 48 to 2156 and encodes 702 amino acids. The transcript is spliced from 6 exons. Lineage: Eukaryota; Viridiplantae; Streptophyta; Magnoliopsida; Fagales; Fagaceae. Gene Ontology annotation, molecular function: monoatomic ion channel activity.